This is a messenger RNA of Dromaius novaehollandiae (emu), 12940 nucleotides long. RefSeq names its product bone morphogenetic protein 6 (gene BMP6). Gene Ontology annotation, molecular function: cytokine activity; growth factor activity. The record is from RefSeq and is a predicted model, not a curated record. Lineage: Eukaryota; Metazoa; Chordata; Aves; Casuariiformes; Dromaiidae. Gene Ontology annotation, biological process: BMP signaling pathway. The transcript is spliced from 7 exons. Gene Ontology annotation, cellular component: extracellular region. Bases 575 to 1936 code for a protein of 453 amino acids.
CGCCGAGAGGCGGGCGCGCUGGUGAUUUGCUUUCCCCUGCCACCAGCCCCUCUCCGGCCAGCCCGCGGGGACCGGGUCUGCAGCCGCAGGAGCCGCCAGCUCCCUCGCAGGGACGGCACGCUCGGGGGAAAGUUUGGCUCUUCUUCCUCCUCCUCCUCCUCCUCCUCUUCCUCCUCCUCCUCCUCCCCCCGCCCCACACGGGCACACGCACCCCGUCGCCCCCUCGGCGCGGCGCCCCCGGGCAGCGCCAUGCCGAACUGAGCGGGCCGGGUCGGGCCGAGCAGAGCCGGGUCGCGCCGCGCCGAGCCGAGCCGAGCCGGGCCGGGGCGGGCCGGGGCCGGGGCGGCCCCGCCGCACCUGAGCGGCGGCGGCGGAGGCCGGCGGGCUUGCGGCGCGCUGGGGGCGCCCGGCGCCCCCCGGGCGGCCAUGCGGGGCGGCGGGGGGCGGCUGUGAGCCCCUGCGGCCCCGCCGGCCCAUGAAGUAGCCCGCGCGGGGCAGGGCUGGAGGGCAGCGGGCCGCCCCCGGGGACAGGAGGGACGCGGGGAGCUCGGCUGCCGCCGCCCGGCCCGGCGCCAUGCCGCGGCGGCUGGCCUGGCUGUGCUGCUGCUGCGCGCUGCUGAGCGGCGCCUGCCGCCCCGCGGAGCCCGCGCUGCCCGCGGAGAGCGGCGGCCGCGCGGAGCCGCCGCCCGCCGCCGCCCCGGGCUUCCUCUACCGGCGGCUGAAGUCGCACGAGAAGCGGGAGAUGCAGCGGGAGAUCCUCUCCGUGCUGGGGCUGCCGCACCGCCCGCGGCCGCUGCCGCGGGAGCCGCCGGCCCCACCGCCGGGGCGGCUCACGGCGGCGCCGCGCUUCAUGCUGGACCUCUACCGCGCCCUGGCCGAGGGCGCGGAGGGCGCCGCGGGCGCGGAGCGGCGCGGCCGCCCGCCGCCCGCCACCCCGCCGCCGCUGCCCAGCGCCCAGGACAGCGCCUUCCUCAGCGACGCCGACAUGGUCAUGAGCUUCGUCAACCUGGUUGAAUAUGACAAGGAGUUCACACCUCACCAGCGGCACCACAAGGAGUUCAAAUUUAAUUUGUCUCAGAUUCCCGAGGGCGAGGCCGUCACAGCCGCUGAGUUUCGGAUCUACAAGGACUGUGUCAUGGGGAGCUUUAAAAACCAAACCUUUCUUAUCAGCAUCUAUCAAGUGCUACAGGAACAUCAGAACGGUCCUGUAACAGGGAAAGCCAGUGGAGAAAAUCCCAGACAGCACAAUCUUGUCAUUACUGUUCUCCUCUGCAGAGCUUCUGACCUGUUUCUACUGGACACCCGGGUGGUGUGGGCCUCUGAGGAAGGCUGGCUGGAGUUUGAUGUCACUGCCACCAGUAACAUGUGGGUGAUGAACCCUCAGCACAACAUGGGGCUCCAGCUGAGCGUGGUGACCCGGGAUGGUUUCAGUGUAAAUCCUAGAGAAGCAGGCCUUAUAGGCCGAGAUGGCCCAUAUGACAAACAGCCUUUCAUGGUGGCCUUUUUCAAAGUGAGUGAAGUUCAUGUCCGGACGACUAGAUCAGCGACAAGCAGGCGCAGGCAGCAGAGUAGAAACCGUUCCAGCCAGGCUCAGGAUGUUUCCAGAGUGUCUAGUGUCACAGAUUACAACAGCAGCGACUUAAAAACAGCUUGCAGAAAGCAUGAACUUUACGUUAGCUUCCAAGACUUGGGAUGGCAGGACUGGAUAAUCGCUCCAAAGGGCUAUGCAGCCAACUACUGUGAUGGAGAGUGCUCUUUUCCACUCAACGCACAUAUGAACGCAACCAAUCAUGCCAUUGUACAAACUCUGAAGCAGAUCUGGGAGAAAAAAGAAGCAAACAUUUUAUCCGAUCUCCAAGCAGCUGGAACAUCUGCCUCAGAAGAGGGGAAACAAGCUGCAGUGCCCCAUAAAGUGCCUAGAAAACUGCCCCAAUGAACAGCCGCUAAACUGGACUGAGUGGCAAAUCUUAGAGCUUUUGUGCUGUAGCUGUGCAAAAACAAAUGCAAGAUGAAUGCGUCAAGAAAACAAAACCCCCCAGAUCUUAGUGUGUAAUAGCUAAAAGAAGAGUCCUGGGUUCUCUGCUUGCAGGACUACUUUUAAAAUCCAUUUACUUUAACAGAUAUAAAGUAUCUUUAAAGUGCAAAAUAUGAAUGUUUAUUUGCUGCUGUUCAUGAACGCAGUAUUUUAAAAAUUUUACUUCCCCAAAACUCUUCUUCAGAAUAUUUUAAUUCUUUGAAUUGCUACAAGAAGAAAGGUCAGCUGGGGGCACAAGACUCUCCCAGUGUCAUAGCAAGCGCUCAUAUUUGUAAUAUGAACUUGCAUUCUCAGACAUCAGCAGAUAGGCACCGCUUACAGAUGUGAACCUUCAGAUACACACUGUGGAAGAUUACAAAACCUUUUAUUAUUUCUAUUUCAUGUAUUUUGUUUGUGUUCCAUAGGAGGUAAGGUGUUCAGAUAAAGCAUACCCAGAAUUCUCUCAUAUGGUAGCAUACUUGGAGAUACUGCUUAUAGAUUUAUGAAUACCCUAUGGAUAUUUGCAGACCACAAACACCAACAGGCUCUAAAUUUUGUGGAUAAAUGUGGGUCACUUCUUCCAGUACCAAACUGAACCUCCAAUAUCUUCAAACUCUCUCACAAGACUUUCAUAUACGCCCACUACAUGUUUUAUCCUAGUAUGCAAGCACAACCCAGGUACUAUCUUAAUUCAGGAAAAAAUGGUCUGACCUUCUGGGGAGCUUGCAGACUCACCUUUUCACCAUCCCUAAACCAGAGGAGAGUGGGAUAGCCACGAACUUGAUUUUCAGAGCAGGCUUCAUAAUGCUGGGUACAAUCAACCUACAUUUUGAAAAAAAAUUAUAAAUCAUUUAGUGCAUAAAAUAAACAGACAACAAGCACCAUACCCUCCCUUAAGUUUAGAAUCUCUGAAAAAUACAGAAGCAAGCAAUGCAUGUCUUGGCAAAAGUCCCUGUCAAGUGCUGUCUUGAGAACUCUUAUGUCUGCCUUCCAAAGAGUGGUUUGGUUGUCUAACUGGGAAGCUGUGUGUUUGUUUUGGGGAGCGGGAGAACACAGACAUGACAUGGAUAGAGGUAGAAACAGUAGCAAAAAAUAAUGAAGACAUAAUUAAAUACUCCAAUUAAAAUAAGUGCUGGUAUUUUCAGUGAAUAAGAUCACUACAUGGGUAGUAAGACACAAAAUGCUAAUAGAGCUUCAAAGUGAAGAUUUAUUGGCUCGCCCUUUUUUUCUUUUUCUUUUUUUUCUAAACAAAAAAGACCACUAUUUAAAAUCACAAGACAUGUCAACAGCUCAUAAGUUAACUUCACUCCAAGGAAAAUUCCAAGUGCACAGCAACAUUCAGUUCUAAUUUUCCAUACACCAAUCUAUAAAGUCAACAGUUUAUAGUCUUUUUCAAAGUAAAGAAAAAAUGUAACUGCAGCAAGGGAGCCUUUGCUCAACAGAGCACUUGGAUUUUGAAUGUUACAUUAGAAACACUUUGCUCCAGAUCACUGUAGAUCAAUUCCAAAGAUUACACAGAAUCCUGCCAGUAGACAGCAUUGCUAUUAAGACACUAUUCCCCCAGAUUACAUGAAGGUCAUCAUUCAACCUUCUCAGAAACAGUUGUGUUUCCUGUUUACUUACAGACUUACAAUCUUACUGAAGACAUAUUUCAAAUAGUUUCAUAGCAUAUACAAUUAACAAAACUGACUAGGCAUUGGGACAAAUCUUAGUGGCUUUACUAAAUAGCAAAUAUCAGUAACAGUAACUGUGCAACACCUGAACACAACAGACAACUGAAUAAAACAGAUUUUGGAAAUUUUUGGUUUAUGUUUCUCUGGAUAACAGAGAAUGAUAGCUUCAAAGAAGAUAUGUAAGCUAAGCAAUGAUUUUAUCAUACAAUAAGCAUUCCAGAUUCUGAGAAAGUAAAUCAGCACAUGCAACAUUUGAUACAAACAGUAUCAAAGGAGCAAUAUCCUCUGAUAUGUUUUCUCAGAAAAAAAAUCUAAUUUUAUAUCCACCAGGUUUCAAAAUGAUGCAUCUUCCUCUCCCAAGUUCAACCAUUCAGACCUGCUCUGUACCUCUACAGCGUAUCUGAGUUAAAGGACUUUCAAAAAGCAUUUCAUAGAAAAAAGCAGUAAAGCUCAUCACCCCCAGUAAUAGCUGAAAGUGCUAUGAGGGCAGAGACAGGGAAGACUGCAGCUUUUUUGUCCCUCUGCAAGACUGAUAGCACUGCUAACGGUUAUGCUGUCUUUCAGAUUAGCAGAGCCAAUCCGAAGGCUUAAGGAUAUGGAAGUUGGGCCCAGUAGGUUUUCCACUGUUAGCAGAUACAGAGGGAUUCACAUCAUUAGCCACCCGGACUUAGGUAUGGGUCAGCAAAUUAAGUGAGUAACUGCAAUUGCAGGACCACCUCCAUACCUCUGCAUAGGAGUCACUCCACGUACAAGUAACAAGCUCCCAUGGUAAAUACACCACAGAAUCUGGUUAUCAUCCCUAAGGGAAAUAGUAAAGCAGGACAAGAUAUCAGUUUUUAAGGUGGAAGGCCACCUGAAACCUUUAGAAAGCUCUAUGGGGGGGGGGGGGGUGAAGAGAAAGAAAAAAAAACAAAAAAAGAGAGAAAUAACUCAUCAUUAGGCUCUGUAGGUCUAAAAAGAAAUCCAGUGCUGUAAACAGCAAAUUAGUGUAAGUCACAUUGCCACUCAAAAUAAAUACUGAAGUCUAUCAAGUUUUGACAAAGGAGAAGCAUAAUAAAAAGCAAAUCUCAAAAUAUUACUCCCAUCAUCUAAAGUACCUGAUUUACUCCUUUACAUCUUUGAAACACAGGGAGCUGUGUUCAACAUCUCUGUCAAGUCCUUGCUCAAAAAGGGGAAGUCCUGUCAGUUGUAACAAAUUAGCCAUCUUUUCAAAAUAAAGUGAACUAUGUCUAUUGGAAAGGUAAAAGGGCUUACAAAGUGACAAACAAAACAGGAUUGUUAUUUGCAGAGCACAGAAUGAAUGGCAUGAUACUUGGCUGAAACAUUCAUUCACACAAAACAGAUAAAGAACAAAACACUUCACCAACCUUGCCAAUCUUGACAGCUUCCGAAUGUUCAAAUGCUAGAGCCAGCUGUUCCCAUGUUGGGGCCAAAGCCUUGCAAUGACCACACCAAGGGGCAAAAAAUUUGAUAAAGUGAUUACCUUUGAAGUCAAGAAAAAAAAAAGAAAGAUUAGAUCCAACUCAUUUGGAAUGAAUUUGGCUACAAUUAAAAGACUAGAUAGUAAUCGCAGAGUGCAACUUAUUUCCUGGGUUACAGAUAGGAAAUAAAGCAGAAUAAAGGCAAGGAGAGAAUACUUCAGCUAUUAGGUUUUCAAUAUGGUACGCAGUACCAUAGUAUUCCCAAUUUCCCUGAAAUUCUGAACAGCUUCACAACCUCAAGCCAACAAAUGAGUUAUUAAAACUAUCAUAUUUUCAACCUAACCAGUUGCUAGAAUUUCUAAAUCUACCAAGUCAAUCACUUGCACAAUUACACAGUAGAAAGAACCACAAAGGACUAUGUAUUUAUAAUAGCAUUAAUCAAUGUAAAUAUUAGACUUCAACUUAAACAUUUCUAAGCAAACACCACUGCAUCAAGUCUCUGAGCUAUGCAAAUAAUUUUAUUUAGCUUACAGUUCUCUUCUGCCCUGCUCUUUGUAUUUUCAUGUUAACUACUCAGAAAUGGCUGUCAUUAGUACAGACUCUCCUCUCUAUGGAACACCCCAAAAAUUUACUAUCUCAUACUAAUGCUUAGUUUAAAAGCAUAAACUUAAUUGAAGAGUACCAGAAAAUGUAAUUUCCUUCAAUUAAGAUUACUAUUAAUUCAAGAUGCUGCAGGCUUUUGCACACAUCAAGGCAAUGCUCUAUUAAUACAACAUAAAAAUGAACAUAAUUAAAACAAACAAAAAAAUGCAUUUGAAGGAAACACCAGCAAUUGGGGGAAAGCUCUUUUUAAAAGCAUUAGCUGCAAUCCUUUGAAGACUGCUUUGGAACAGAUACUACUAGAAUUCUGUUCUAGUUUGAGUGCUUGUUCACAGAAGAAAGUCAGACGAAAGAUGCCACAAAAUAACUAGGAAAUGUAAACUGCAGUAGUAGUGAACUCUGACUUGCCUAAUCUGCACCAGGAACGCUUUCAAGCUGAUCGAGUUACUUCACUUUGGCGAAGUAAACUGCAAAAUGAAAUUUCUGAUGAAUAAUGAGAACAUCUAGUCAGAAAUAACUAUUUUAUAAUCACGUGCUCUGGGCUCCUCCCCGACAGAAAAAUAGCCCUGAAGCACCGAAAAGGUAAAGGGAGACUGAUUAAGAAUGAAAGUCAACAGUCUAACUGGAACUGCUAAGCCUGCUGCUAAAUUUAAGCACUGAAUUUCUUGUGACAGAAGUCAAGAGAGGACAACAGCUUCACAGAUGAUCAUAAAUCUGCUCAACCAUAAAAUACGACAGUAAGACCACCUCCUCCACGUACGUACAAAUGCCAGUGGCUACAGCUUAAGACAUUCACACAUGCACUGAACUUAAAUUUACAGACUGGGAAAAUAGUGCUUAUUGUUGUUUAAUGCUCAAUGUGUCCCUGAAGGCUCAGGAAAGAAUUCAUGAAGAAUUUUAAUGUAAUUCAGUGUUAAGCCACAUAUACAGGUACAUUUUAAGUUAGUGGCACAAAAUGCACUUUUACACCUGAAAAUAUUUCUAAUUAAUUAAUAGUUACUUUAAGAAGUUCUCGUAUCCAUCUCACUCAUGGUAUCACAUGGGCACAGAUAGUUAACUUAGUCUCACCUUUGCUUUCAAGAAAAAAGAGAGAGACAGUACGACCACAUGUUUUUAGGGUAGCCCAAAAAUUUGUACUGUAAGAUCUUGCUCAUUUCUUUAAAAGACCCACUGUGCGGGGGGUGAAAUUUCCCAUGUUAGGUAUCACAUUUGGGCUUAUUUUUUUAAAGCUUCCAGACACAACAUUUUCAGAAAUGGCCAAACUGAAGCUAGGUGUUUUGCCCACAUUAAAUUCUGGAGGAAGAAGGCUAAACAAUAUCAAAUAAGGAUCCACACUGGGGUGGAGUAGGAAGGGGGGGGGUAAUACUUGGCUAGAAAAGUAGCUUGGGAGUAUGAACAAGUCAAUGCCUAGGAAAGAGGAAAUGGGACUUGCAAAAUCAUUUGGUGAAUAGCAAGAAUGCAACUGAGCGAGGAGCUCACAGAAAAGGGAAAGGUUAGUCAAGCAAGCUCACUUGCUUCUUCUUACAUGUGAUUAGGGGCCCUAAUGUUACUAUUUUCUUACUGGAUUACUGUUCUUAAACUUUCUCAUGGUAUGCAAUAUGUAAUGAAACCAGUGCAUUUUUGGUAUGCAAUAUGUAAUGAAAUCAGUGCAUUUUAUACAAUGUGUCAUUUCAUCCUCUUUCAAUAUGCAUUAUUGGAAAAGACAGUAGGAAGGGGGUACCUUUAAAACUAACAUUUCUGUUGCAGACUUCUCACUACUGAAUUCUCUGUAAGCAGGUCUGUCUUGCUUACGAAAAAAGUAGUUACCUUCUGCUAUGUGCAUCCUGAAAUUGUCUGCUGAGAGUUCAUACAGUCCCUGCUUAGGUUCAGGUGCUUUUGGUGGUUCCACAUCAGGUUCUAGAUCCUAUUCAUGAGAAAAAUUAAUUUAUAUUUGUCUCAUACAGUAAAUAUACAAUAUUUGAUUCCUGUACCAUGCCAUUCUGUGGCAGUGUUGUUAACUCUACAUCUGUAAUUUCAAAUUCCUAAAACGGUGUCCUCCUAAUUUUGCUUAAUUUAGAUUAUCAAAUGUUUCCUAACAAUUACUUGAAUGUCAAAUGUGAAAAAGAUUACCACAUGGAAACCAGCUAUCAGAGUCACUGAAAUAACAGUCUCCCAUCAUGCUGCAGUACAGUCACAGUGCACAGCAACUGCUCUAACAUUCAUAACAUUACUAUAUAUUCAUACACUUAGACUGUGUAACAGUUUUCCUCCACAGCUUCAUGGAUCAGCCACAUGUGCCAUCACACCAGUUUUGGUGGUCUUUUGGCUAUUUAAAAAUAGAUGGCGAGAAAGCUGUUUUCUGCUCCUCUAAUACAGGGAGGAGGUACCUAAUGGUCCCAUGAGAUCAGGAACAAUGGAAAAGGAGCAAACACUUUAUAGGUAAGUUGCAGCAAACACAUUGCACUUCAGCUAAAGAGAAUGGCUAUUUACUAGAUACUAGGUCAGGGUUGGAAACAAAUAAAAAAAUUCAAAGUACAUUUCUUAAAACAGUUUAGCAUUAAUGUUUAAUUAUUAAAAAUACCAUAACAUGAAGUUUAUUUAAACAUAAUCAUGUUCUGUGAUCAACAAUCACUUCAGCUUUGUCUUGAUUAGAAAAAGCAAUUUUAAUUUAAUUGUAGGCAAGGCUUGGCUGACCUAUUUGAGUGCUACCCCUAAACUCAACGGUUUCCCUAGUGAUGAUGCUAGGUAAACUUACUGGACUGAUUAUUAUAAACAACUUCUUUAGGCUACAAAAUUAUCAGCUAAUAACUGAGCUAAAGAUAACUUCCUCAUAACAACACAGGAUGCCAAGACCAACACAAAUGCAAUUUAUACCAUAGUAUAACCAAACCAAUUCUCUUACUCUGAAAACAUUAUGGCCUCCAGUUGUCAAUUGAAUGGACACAAAAAAAUUCCAUCUUAAAAUGUGAAAAUGCUAAUACUUGAUUAAAAAUGGCAUUAUGAACCAUAGUUUUAAAUACAGGAAACAAAGGGCACGUCAUAGGAUGUCAUUUUUAAUUACUAUUCUGAUUUAUUUGGAAACUGUUCCAUAUUGUUAUUGCCAUCUGAACUUUAUUCUCAGGAGCAGAUUUCCUCCUGGAAAGUGAAACCUAACCCACAUAAAUGAGAGAACAGCAAGUCUGCAGAAAGAAAUAUUUCCUUUUCCUAUUUCCUUUUAACUUACAGCUGGUUCCUCAUUUAGUUUCUCCAACAUCCAUUUUUCCAAAGCCUGGAAGUCUCUAGGACCUUGGUAUUUCAGAGGUUCUUGUCCUGGUUUAAGCAGUUUUAGGCUAAAAGAUUAAAAUGUAGAAAAGAAUGAGGUAAAAAUUUUCACACAUGAAGUAUUCUCAGGAAGUUAAAAUGCUUUACUAAUUCACAGCAAUUCAGCUUAAGCUGCAGUAAGACCUCUCCAAAUUAUUAACAUUAGCAUCAGGCCCUCUCUCUCAACUUUAAGGGUCAUAGCUAUACCUUAGGACACUUCUUUCAUUCCCAUAUAAACUUUUAAAGAGGAUUUUAAAAAUAAGGGACAGAAAUACCAUGUUAAAAAUCAAAAUAUUUUAAUUAUUUUGAUCAGUAAGCAUCCACAAAUAAAACAUUGCAGAUUCUAGUUCUGAGGUUAAUUAUUCUUUAUGCUUAUGAAUCCUAUUUCAAUUUGCCAAAAAUCAUCAAUUUUGUUUUGUUCUCCCCUCUCCACCCCCAAUGGAAAAAAUACAAAGCUUGCUUUCUCAGGCAUUUCUUUUUCAUGUUUUGUUCCAAGCUUACUCUUGAAAUAUAUGACUUUUCACAUGGUAUUAAACUGAUUAAAAACACUAUGAAACAAGUGACUAGGACAAGAAGAUAAGUGAUUGCUUAUAGGGAUCUUAGGACUUCAUGACUGUAACUUUAAUAAUUGCUAUCAAAAUUUUUCUAUAAAGUACUUAAAACUUACUAUUAAACAUUUGAUUAAGUUAAAACUGAAAGCAUAUUUGACAAAGGGACAAUAUCUACUUUUGAUCUGGUCUUAUUCUUUAAAGCAAAUUAAAAUUAGUUUCAACUACUAUCCAUACUUAGCCCGCAGUUCCCCUUGCUAAGAUGUGGUUUUGCCACCACAUUUUCUCCCCCCGCCCCAAAUGUUUCUCUCUCUUCUUAUUCCACAAGCUGGAAAAACUAAACAUAUGAAAGUGUUGCAAAACCACAUAAUGCAAAUGUAUUCAAAAGACAAAGAAGUUCCUACUGUCUUUUUUAUUUAAUAUAUUCUUAAGUAUUCCUUGUUAUGAUAGGUCAAAAUUUUUGAGAAAAAGCAUGACUUUAUUAUAAGAAGGAAACAACAAAAAUAAAACAGAAAUACAUCUAAAAUACACCUCAUGGCAAUACUUUUGAAGACUAAGAAAAAAAAAAUCAAUGUAUUAGCUUAAAAAGCCAGCUGUGCCUUUAUUUCAUCCAAAUUAGGGUAAGUUUUCUCUAUUUCAGUUGAGAGAGUAUUUUACAGCACCAAAUAACCAUGGGGCAACUGCACUAAGAAGCGCAGGAACCAGCAGGCGGCAUCCCAGCCAGUUUCCCUCUCAAGAAGGUGGAAGGAGGAUGCAGCCUUUCUUUUGACUAGUGUUUGGAAAAGCAGAGUAAGGAAUAACACACACUAGACUUGCAAUGGCCCUUCUGUGACUCAGAAAGUUGUGAAAUCUCCCCUACUGGAGGUUUUUAAGAACAAGUUAGACAGGCUAGUUAAACAUGUCCUGAUUCAGAGAGUAAGAAAAUUGAAAUCAUGAAUUCUCCUUCAUCUUAUUUCUAUAACUAGCAGAUGACUGCCUUAUUAUUUGUACUUUUCAAGUAGAUGAAAAUGAACACUAGCUAUCCUUAGAUGUCCAAAGAUCUUAGAAAGGAGGAAGAAAAAAAAUCAAUUACAUAUCCAUUCAUAUUUUCUUAUUCAAAAUCUGUGCCCCUCUCUCUAUUUUACAAAGAUAGCAGCACAAUAUAAACUGUUCAAGUACACAAAGAAGACCAGUGUUCACUUUUAGGGAUAUUUAAAUAAAGCUGUAAAAUUCAUUGUUUCUCACCAUUUCUAGUGGAACUAAACCACAAACUGCCCCUAAGAAAAAUUCCUGCUCCAGUGAGGGCUUUGCUAUUUAUAAUUUUCAACUUCUAAUCAGUUGUACUCAUCUGCCUCAAAGCUGGUGUAGACAGGAGUACCUGUCAAAUUCGGACUGUUGCUGAGGACAGCAGUAACAUUAGACAAGGUCAGCACAGGGAAGAAAAUCAAAAAUUACAGGCUGUGGAAGGGCUACAGAAGACAAUAUUUUCCCCUUAUCCCCACAAAGAUGAGUUACCAGCAAAGUAGCUGAAACAAUUCUAUCCAUUUUUGAAAGAAGCUUUAAAGACGACACACGUGGAAAAAAAUCUUUUUGCUCCUUUUAGCAGCUAGAAAGGGUGUAGGUGUACCCAACCUGAAAGUACUGCCCAGUCUGAUCUCUCACAGAUACUCUAGAUUAUGUUCUUUCUCCCAGAGCUGACAUAGUAAGGCAUAUAUCCUUUAUAACAAGACAGGUUUAACAAAUUCAAACUCCAAAUUAAUUUCUCCUAGACCAAUAUAAGCAAAAUUAUGUAGAAAAGUCUGCAAACCACCAUCACCACUAUGCUAGAUGGUACUAUAAAGUUAUCAUUUUAUGAGCACCAAGCUCACUCAAAAGUUUAAGAGGUCACCUAUACAUUCAUUGUGAACAGUAUCGUGUACCUGAACAUGCAACAAAUUAUUUUUAAAAAGAUGAUUAGCAGAGACCAGGUCUGCCAUGCCAGUGUUGUAUAAUGCACUACUGCUUGAGAGAACAGCUCUCAGGGGGUGUGGGGGGGAACACUUCUGGACUUCAUUUAAACACAGCCAUCUUCCAAGAUAUAAAUCAGCUUCUUAGAAAAAGAGAGAGCGAGAGAGAGAGAGAGAGUAGUGUAUGUCAUAUAAUACUUGGCAGUGUAGUACAAAGACUUAAAAUGAACAUAUGAAGUCCAAAGGGCUACAAAGAAAGCCGUAAAAAAAUAUAGCUUAGAAGUUAGCUUCAACAAACUGGCAAAGGAUCAUGGAAAACUACAGGGAAAAAAAAAAAGAACAGAAGCAGACAUCCUCUAAUACUUACGUUGGGUAUCCUCGGACGCCAAAUUCAGAGCACAAUGGAAUAUCUACGGUACAAUCCACUUUAACAACAUAGACCUGUGGGUUUUCCAUGUUGUUGUAUUUAUCUCCUAAAUCAUUCCAGGUUGGUUGCAGACGCUGACAAUGUCCACACCUGCAACAGAACGAACAAAAUAUUUCCUGACAAUUGCUCAUGUUUAGAGGGGAACAAUUCUACGGAAAAAAAAAAAAUCACACAUAGAAAUGGUCAGAGAUUUUGGUAAAUUUCAAAACAGUUAAGUCAGAAAUCUUCCAUAUUCAAGCACUCUUACAGUAAGUAACAGUGAGUACUACUGCAGUAUUGUAAUUUUGUAAAACAUAAAUGUUGUAACAUAAAAUAUGUUGUAAAACAUUGCAAAUCUUUUUCACAUAAAAAUUGUCAAGAAAUCAGAACUUGUUGCUAUCAAUCCUUUUACAGUACAAAGCCUACAUAUCACUGAGGUCUCCAUGAACUUUGUGAGGAAAACUGCUCUCAGUUUUCUAACUUUCUAGAGAAAUCACAUGUCUAGCUUUCUUUACACUCUUACAUUUCAAAAUACUAUAUUUUUAAGCAGCAGGUAAGAAGAUAAUGCUUUCUAGUCUCUUUAUAAGGCCACUUGUGCUUAGGUGCAUCACUAGAAUUGGAGCUUGUGAGCCAUAAAACACAUCAAGCACCGAAUUCUGAAUAGCAUUCAUCAAAAUCCCCAGAUACUGUGCUUUGUUACAGCUGAACACUAUAAAUUACAAUAAUAUCUCUACAAAAAUCUGGCCUAAUAUAGUUGCUGUAACAGCAACUCCUCAAAAGUAGAAAAUGGGUUUUACUCCAAUCAUCAAUUUUCUAGUCAUUACAGUAACAUCCUAUUGCUGUAACUAUGAUGAAGUGUGUCAUUACUUAAAUAUCUAACUUCAGACUGAAGUCUCUCCACAGUCAAGUCUUUAACAGACCUUGAAUUAGGAAGAAAAUUUUGGAUUCUCUGGUCCCCUCCCCUAACAGUUGUGAAAAUUUUAAACACUGCAUGAAUAGUGAUGUUAAAGAUCUGAGCAUGGAAAUCUAUGUAAGGAAAUCUCAAAUAAUAAACUCUAUUUUUUAAACACAGAA